AUGGUCCUUGAACCAGUUUCAGUUGUCGGUGGAACUCAAUAUUACAUCUCACUGGAAAUCAAUCAGAAUAAGGAAACAGGGAACUGGUGGCUCGUGUAUGGCGAAAAUGGGAAAACAAUUGGGUACUGGCCAAACAGUUUGUUCACAUAUCUGAAGAAUGGAGGUGAAGUUAUUGGUUGGGGAGGAAUCGUAUACACCACAACACAAAAUAUGCCAGCUAUGGGAAACGGAGACAAUGGGGAGCUGUAUAGUUGCCAUUUUAGGCAAGUUGCAGUGAAAUAUGAAGCAGGGUCAGGUCUAAAUGGGAGCAUGGAUGCGCCAAUUAAUGUUAUAAAAAACAAAUGCUACAAGGCUGGAGAUAAUUCCUACAAAGGACUUUACUGGGGUUACAGCUUUUAUUUUGGUGGGAAUGGUGGGGAUGUGAACGAGUGUUCUCAGAAACUCUAG
Molecule: messenger RNA, 447 nt
Organism: Pistacia vera
Lineage: Eukaryota; Viridiplantae; Streptophyta; Magnoliopsida; Sapindales; Anacardiaceae
Exons: 2
Coding region: 1-447 (148 amino acids)
Source: RefSeq, a predicted model, not a curated record